CAUGAUUAUGUUGUAAUUAAGUGGUUGCCGGGGGAGGAUCGGUGGGUUGGGACGUUUGGUGUUGGGUCAGGCGCACCGACGGCGCGAAGAGUCGCCGGCUUCCACCUGUUGUGGUGAAUUCUAUUCAGAUGGCCGGGGGUCUAGCGGCAAUGGCUCUGGACGAGGAUGAUUGGAGAUAUAAAACGAUGUACCAACAUCCAGUAGAAUCAACUGAAUGUCGUUCUGUGCAUCAAGCAACUCCAGCUUCCAGAACAGAAGAAGUCGUUAUUGGGUCACUCUUCUCGUCUAAUUCGUCACUACAACUACCGUCUUCCCUCUUGAGACCUAAGAUGUCACCAGUCAUUGAAGAGUCAACCUCAUUCGCCUCUAUUCAUGGCUCCCUGAAGAAUGUCAACAACCCGUCACCAGUAAACGAGACCACUCCCUUAAUGAUGCCCUGUGAUGAACAUACCACAUCAAACACAACAAUGGCACGUACUGAUGAAAAGUAUGUGAAAAGGAACUGCAGUAUGAAAAGGUUAACGUUAUGCUGCUGCAUAGGAACAACGGUGGCAAUAUUACUGGUUUUACUUACGCUAACCGUGACACUCGUUUACGAGAAAAAACCACUCAAUAACUCAGGGAACACAGCUGUACUUCAGAACGAAAACGAUACAAUACUAGCAGUAAAGACAAGUGCCAUGAGAACCAGCAAAUUGUCGCUUCAACUCAUACUCCGGGAGAGUCAACCACUACAUGUUGUAAAUAUCUACUCGAAUCGCUGCAAGAAUCUCAAAACUCACUCCUCGGUGUUAAAUUCUUCGGGAACUUUCUCCGUUCACAGAGCUGUUCCGAUAUUGUCCCCAACGUACCUGGUGUCUGGAUCAGUCAUUCACAUCAAUAGCUAUGUCUUGAACGCAUCCGUUAUUACAGCCCAGAUCGAGCUCUACGUCUUUCGUGGACUAAGUGACCUUGAAACCUACGGUACCAAUCUCCAAGACAGUGUGUACAAAGCCACAGUAUACAUAAAGGGCUCUGGAGUCCAAAACACUUCGACGUUUGUCAACUACACAACACCAACAACUGACUACUAUUUUCUUGUUGUGGAUUCGACCGCCUCCAUAUACGCCCAGUUCGACAUCAACAUAAACAGAAAGUACUACGACCCAGCAGACUAUAAACAAUCCUGUGAAAUCCACGACAGCAAUGUGUGUGAUUUGUCCUACCACACUUCGUUUCAAGAUACACAAGAGUGUGUAUUAGCACAUGCGGUGUAUGUACCAGGGGCUCAAUGGCUGCCUGCAGAGAUUCAGAUCACAGAGGAGCCUCAGAGGUUUACGAAAACAGCUGUAAUAGUGAUGUCAUGUGUUGGGGGAUCCUGUGCACUCUCCCUCUUUACUAUCACUUUUUGUGGGUUUUAUUGUUUGUGUAAGAGGCCACAAAGGAAGUAACAUAGUACUCACCUUUUCACCCCAUGUUUUCUCAGAAACAACUUUAUCUUGUAUGGUUUAUCUGUCUAUGCAAAACAACUUUCCUUUAAAAGUGUAUCUGUCUAUGCGAUAAACUCCGGCUGCAAUGUUAGGUUCAAACGUUAAACAAGCAACCUAUUAGCCUUUACUCGCUCAAUUAAUCGUAGGGUGUGCACAAAGCACCUUUUUUGCACAGUGAUAAUACUGGACAUGCAGAAAUUAUGGUCAGUUGCCCCACCUAUGAUAAAGGUUGUCAUUGUGGGAUAUAAUGCGUAAAUUACACACAUUUAUAUAAUGGUGCGGUUGAGUUAGCUACCAAGUCAAUGAAGACAGUCUUUAACCCUACAGCUACUUGUUUAUAUUGAGAAGGUAUAUACAUCAGGGCUAUCUACUGAAAACUCUCAGUUAAAGUAGUCCAAAGGGGACACUGUGGAAAACUGUUGACUAACUAAUUAGCUACUGCCACCUACUCCACCACAAUAUUUUUCUUUGUCUGUAAUCUGCCUGCUGGUAACAGAUAUCCUGCAAAGAUAUGACAGUUUUCUUUGAGUCAUGCAUUAUAAUAUAGAAAAAAGGCAAACAUCGUACCACACUUUUUGGUCGCAUGGGCAGAAAAACGCCUGUAUAGCUUCAAAGACAGCUUUUCUCAGGUCUGGGAGAUCGUCAUAAGCCAAGUUACCUCCAGACAUUAGAAUGAGCUCAGCAACGACGGAAGGAGUGGGGCAGUCAGCCCUAUCAGGCCAGGGUAAAUCAGUAGACGUUGAGGCUUGCAGUGUAACGCAGCACAGUGGUCCUUGGUAGGGAUCAAAACAUGUCGUCCCGUUGGCUGUAAUGGAUUCUUGUGCUUGUUGUGAGAGUACGAAUGUCCACUGGUAGACAACACCACGCGUGCUCUUCCAAUUACGAAGGCGCUCUGUAAAACCUUUGAUAUUUGCGCUUCCACUAAUGCUCGAGGAGCAGUCAACUCUCAGUGUCAGGAGAUCAGAGAUCAUUGCCUUGGGGCUGCACACUUCAGCCUCAGCCUGCGUCAUCUUUCCCACCCGAUUCAGUUGGGUCCGCGCGCUGAGUUAGUAAUGACGCAUGCGCGAUUUGAUUCCUGGGCUAAUUAGGGGAGGUUGUUUCCGGCGCGGUUGGAUCGGCAAUGGCAGGCACUCCGCAGAGUCUGUUUGUCUCGAUCCAGUACCCACAAGCCAUUGGGACCCUCAGUGAAAGCACGCUGGACGAAUUACUAAGCUCCAUACAGCAAAGUCAACCACUGUACGGCUACGAGUGUUCUCUAUGUACUCUAACGGCUCCUGCCGGAGAGAGCGUGCCUGUGAACACCCCUUCACUCUACUGCAAGAAAGCACCACCCUACGUUACUACAAAGACAGAUGAGUUGCUUCCACUCAUUCUUGUGGAGCUAACCUUUGCAGUAGCAGUGUCUUCAGUCGAUGCUGAUAUCAUAGUAUCAACCAUAGAUGGACUGAUACGUCAACACUUGGUUCCAGAGAAAAGCAAUGUCAGCAUAAAGAUAUUGGUGACCAGUUUGAGUGGUGGACCAUCGCAGAAGGGAAUGUUUACAGCUAACUCUGGUCACUUACCUCCACCUUAUUAUCAUGUCUACGACAAGACUUUACACAGAGCAAACCAUUCUGUGGUGAUACUGCUGGCAAUCUUGUGCCUCGGUAUUCUGCUGCUUAAUUUUGCCAUCAAUUUUCAUUUUUUUCAAUGAAUAAAGUUUAGCUAUUAUUUGCCAAAGCGCC
This is a messenger RNA of Geodia barretti, 3193 nucleotides long. The record is from the annotation of a GenBank genome assembly. Lineage: Eukaryota; Metazoa; Porifera; Demospongiae; Tetractinellida; Geodiidae.